Molecule: messenger RNA, 747 nt
Organism: Symbiodinium sp. CCMP2456
Lineage: Eukaryota; Dinophyceae; Suessiales; Symbiodiniaceae
Source: the annotation of a GenBank genome assembly
AUGGGACACACUUGCAUUUCAUGGGUGCUUCCAGUCUCCAUCGUGCUGGUCGCGGCGUCGGCACAGCAGGAUUGCACAUACCUGAUCUGUCCAAGCGGACAUACUCCGAAGCUUCGAGUGACUCCUCCACUAUGCAAAGGGCAGUGCAACGUUGCCGUCGACUUGUACACGUGCUGCGACCAGCUUUGCAGCGACUUUAGCUGCCAGGGUGCGUCUGAGCUCAAGGAAAAUUCUUCGGAGAUCGUCUGCCGCGGACAAUGCGACAAGUUGAGGGAUAGGUCGCGGUGUUGCGACAUGCUUCCAGCCCAAGAUGAGCGCCUGCAGCUUCUCCGGGCUUCGGUGGCCGGCAAGGCAAGCCAAGUGGAUCGCCUGGUGUCCAUGUCAGUCGACACGCAUCGGACCCUUCCUGGUGGUACGGGGGCGUUGCAUUUCGCUGCACUUCACGGACACACUCAAAACAUGAGGCGAUUGAUCGAUGGCCGAGGCGACGUGAAUGCACUGGACGCACUCGGCUGGGCUCCACUGCACCUGGCUGCUGGCGCAGGUCGGGUCGGUGCCAUGAACUUGCUCAUCGACUCUCGGGCCAUUCCCGAUUUACGUUCCGGAGACGGUUUGGAACCUUUGGAUGUUGCCCGCCUUGCUGCGCAGUCGCCGCGGGUUGGCCAGGGUCAGAAGGAUCUCGCCGUCCUGUUGGCUCGUCGGGUUCGAGCAUGGAGAGAUGAGUUGAACCUCACUCAAAGUUCGUGA